CGCUCUGGAUUCUCUGUCCGCUUGACACUGACUGUGCAGGCAGAGAAUGAAUGUGAGCGGCUAGCCGGCUAUAGCUUCGGCAAUGUUGUUGUCACUAUCAGAAUGAUAUCGCAGCGGGACAGAGGAGAACUUGCUCGUUUUUAUACUGUCACGGACCCCAAAAAGCACCAGAAAGGCUACACUGUGUACAAAGUCACCGCGAGGAUAAUCUCCAGGAAGAACCCCGAGGAUGUCCAAGAGAUAACGGUGUGGAAGAGAUACAGUGAUUUCCGGAAGCUACAUCAGAAUCUCUGGCAGCUGCACAAGAAUGUGUGUAGCCAGUCUGAGCUGUUUCCUCCCUUUGCUAAGGCCAAAGUCUUUGGUCGUUUUGAUGACUCAGUGAUUGAGGAAAGAAGACAGUGCUCUGAGGAUCUCCUACAGUUCUCUGCUAAUAUUCCUGCUCUUUACAGCAGUCAGCACAUCCAAGAUUUCUUCAAGGGAGGUGAGGUUCACGACGGCUCAGAGCUCAUUGGACCGGCGGAGCCCUUUUCUGACUUCCUGGCUGACAGUUUGUCAGACUGUAGCUCUGAUGUUCAGAGAGACAUCAGUGGUGCAGAUGAUUUGACUAUCACAUCAGAGUAUGGAGGCCCGUCCAGUGACAGCGACCUGACCUCCCUGGCUGUGGAUACGGACUCUCUGGCUGAGUUGGAUGAUGGCAUGGCCUCAGGUCGCACCUCCCCAAACCAGCCACAAGGGGGAGCCACCAACUUUAGUAGUAGCUGCAGCCCACGUUUGCCUUCCCUGCAUGACCGCCGCACUCCAUCUCCUGCCCCAGUCCCUGCCUCCUCCGCCCCUAACCCAGAGGUCAGCUGGCCAGGUAGAACGCCGCUCUUCUCGGGCAGUCUGAAGAAAGCCGGCGGUGGCAACCCGAAGGACGUGAAGUCAGACUACCUAGACAAAGCCAGCGAGCUCAUCUGUUUCGCUGUACAAAAGGAAAAAGAGCAGGAUUACCAGGCAGCUUUUUCGUACUACCGCAGUGGAGUUGACUUGCUGCUGCAAGGAGUGCAAGGUGAGCCCAGUGCCACGCGACGGGAGGCAGUGAAGAAGAAGACUGCUGAGUAUCUGAUGCGCGCUGAACAGAUCUCCAGUCAGCAUCUGAAAAGCAACAUGGGUCAAGGCUCAACACAGACAGUGGCCUUCGGGGCUCAGUGCUGCGCUUCCACUAGCAGAGGAGGGCAGCAGAGUCCGUCUGAGGAGCUGAGAGCUUACAGGGUGUUAGGAGUCAUAGAUAAGGUUCUUCUGGUCAUGGACAAGAGAACACAGGAGACGUUCAUCCUGAAAGGUCUGAGGAAGAGCAGUGACUGCGGGCGGACUAAGAGGACCAUCAUGCCUCACUCCGUGCCCCACAUGGUGCAGCUGAGAAAGUUCAUCGUCUCCGAAGAUGCCGUUUUCCUUCUGCUGCAGUACGCUGAAGGUGGGAAGCUGUGGUCUCACGUUGGAAAGUACAUGCGUAAUUCCAGUCCAGACGAGAGCUUCGACAUUCCUUUCAUCCAGAAGAGCCACACCACGGCCGUGCACUCUCCACAGCACAUGAUGCCACACUUGGAUCCAGAUUCAGCCAGUUGUGAUUCAGGGCCUGUUGCUGGUUCAGAUUCUGCAUCUGAGCUGCAGAAGGAAGAAGAGAAUCCCACCGUGUCUCCUCUGAAGAAGCUUCUCCCUCCCAGGCUGGUCGAACAAACGGGGGCCCAGUCCGACUCUGGAGCCACCUCUGAAGAAGAGUGCACCAACAGUUACUUGACCCUUUGCAAUGAGUACGAACAAGAGAAAGUGGAACCGGAUGCGCUGGAGGAGGAGGAAGAGAAGAGUGAACAGGAGAUGCUGUCAUUGGAGGUGCCCAACGCUACGACCACCACGUCCUCGCGAAGUCGCUCUCUUCUGAGCAACGACAGCCUCUCUUCACCCAUCAGUUCUCAGGAGCUCGGCUUCUUCAGCGAGUUGUCUGACAAAAGCGGCUACACCCACGACAAUGAACGCGGCGAAGGACAGGAUCACGGUGAAGUCUUUAGUCCUGUACGUUCUCCUGCUGUGCCUAUGUCGCUGGAUCAGUCCAAGCACACACCCAUGGAGUUUUUUAGAAUUGAUAGCAAAGACAGUGCCAGUGAGGUGACCUGCCUCGACUUAGGAGAGCGGGGCUCUUCUAAUACGCAGGUUCCCCUCUUUUCUGCGUCUGACCUGGGCUCCGACGUUACCGAGGAUCUUCCAGAGCUGGCUCAGGAGGUUAAAGGCCCCAGUUUGGAGUUUUGGGGCUUGGACUGUAGUGAUAAAGGCUCCAACGAGUCUGUGCCAGUCAUCUCAUUUAAAGAAGCAGUAGUUGAGGAUGAAGGUCACCCACCAGACCUUUUGGUCAACCUUCCUGUAAUGAGCGGGACAGUAGACUCUCUACAGGAGGAAUUGGAGACUUCAGGAGUGUGUCUGGGCCUCGAGGUCACUGCGUCUCCUCAGAAGUUUAUCCAGCCUGACGUUUUACAGCUUCACAGCCAGCCUGAGGAAGAGGAGGAGCAGCCGCAGGAGCUUUCGUCUUUAUGCAUAGCCUCUACAGCUUGUGACACAAGUGCUGCAUCUACGUCUCCUUUCAACUCACUCUGGGACGACUACAACCUGGCGUUUGGACAAGAGGCCUCUGACAAAUUGUUUGAUCACCCUGAAUGCCAAAAUAAUGACCUCCCCCUCGAUGCAGGCAUCCCAGAUAGUGAUUCCCAUAGUGACAAACUAGAGCCCAAAACAAGCGAAAACACAGACUUGGUUCCAAACCCCAGCGGCGACAGCACAGGCUCCAUCCCAGCCAUAAAUGGGGCCGAGGCCAGUGCAGUGGUUGAGAGUUUAUUAGGUCUUGAUGGUGAAUCAUCAAGAGUUAUUAGUGAUACAGGUGGCAGUGAAUUUGAUAAAGAAGUGUCGCGGCUGUUCGCAGAGCUGGACGAGCUGUCGUUGGCUGCGUCCCAAGCUCGUAUCCCGGAGGAGUUCGUACGAUGCUGGGCAGUAGAGAUGGUGACAGCCCUGGAUUCUCUGCACCAAGAAGGCAUCAUCUGCCGGGACCUAAAUCCCAACAACAUCCUGCUUGACCACAAAGGUCACGUUCAGCUCACCUACUUCUGUAGCUGGAGUGAUGUGGAGGAGUCCUGUGACAAAGAGGCCAUCGCCAACAUGUACUGUGCACCAGAGGUGGGAGGUAUCGGCGAGGAGACGGCGUCGUGCGAUUGGUGGAGUUUGGGCGCCAUCCUGUUUGAGCUCCUGACGGGCAUGUCUCUGCUGCGCUGCCAUCCAGCAGGAAUCGGUCGCCACACGGCUCUCAACAUCCCCGAGUCCGUUUCAGAGGAGGCCAGGUCUCUGCUGGAGCAGUUGCUCCAGUACAACCCAAUGGAGAGGCUGGGGGCCGGCGUGGGAGGCGUGGACGAUAUCAAAUCCCACCCUUUCUUUGCCGGGGUGGACUGGCCCAAAUAGACGCUGUGCGUUGUGGAACUGCAUGCUGGGAAACCGGCUCUCCUGAAUGAACUCCCUUCUGACCGGACACACCAAGUAGAUACACAGUCAAUCCAGAUUAUGCAUUUCUGCACAGAUCUCCCAUUUUACGUACGGCCACGCAAUCCCCACACACUUUCUAAGUAGCCAAGCAGCAGAAUUCCCUUCUUAGUACGGUUCUCGUUUGUUUGUCUCAUCGACUGUGCAGGGAACACUAGACACGUGUGCGGUGCAAUAAUUUCUACAGCAGGUGAGUGAAUGUGGCUUUCUCACUCGUCAUACAUGAGCUCCACGCCAAAACGUACUGACUGAGAGCGAGAGGCAGCGUUUCUGUGUUCUCCCUGCUUUACUUUAGUACUCUAACUUAUUCCAUGCAGACUGACGCAGACUGAAAGUGGCCUUUGCUACAGACACACGUGCAAUACACUCAGUUUGUUUCCUUCUCUGACACUUCCAUCAUUCCUCAUGGAGCCCACUGGAUUAGCUGACAUGAGCAGGCUGAGUUUUUAAUCUGAUGCUCUGAUAUCUAAUUUCUUACUCUGUCAAACUUUGUUUUUCAGUCAUUUUGUUGCCAAUGAGCCUACGAUCAUGAGCGGACUCUAUGCAAGGAAACGAACAAACUAUUAGAGAUGUGAAGACUUUAGUUGUCUUAAGUUUAUUAAUAGAUUAUACAAG
Molecule: messenger RNA, 4170 nt
Organism: Acanthochromis polyacanthus (spiny chromis)
Lineage: Eukaryota; Metazoa; Chordata; Actinopteri; Pomacentridae
Gene: rps6kc1
Product: ribosomal protein S6 kinase polypeptide 1
Exons: 16
Coding region: 103-3477 (1124 amino acids)
Biological process (GO): protein phosphorylation
Cellular component (GO): early endosome
Molecular function (GO): phosphatidylinositol binding; ATP binding; protein kinase activity
Source: RefSeq, a predicted model, not a curated record